Messenger RNA from Brassica oleracea var. oleracea, 1248 nucleotides. Its product is annotated as peroxisome biogenesis protein 22. Lineage: Eukaryota; Viridiplantae; Streptophyta; Magnoliopsida; Brassicales; Brassicaceae. Gene Ontology annotation, biological process: peroxisome organization. The record is from RefSeq and is a predicted model, not a curated record. Bases 137 to 964 code for a protein of 275 amino acids. The transcript is spliced from 8 exons.
CCGUCUAAAGUCACCGUCUCGAGAAUAGUGACCUUUAUUCUCUGGAUUUUCUCGAAAGCUUUGAAGCUUUAAAGAAUCUGAUUGCUCUUCUGACGUUUUCAAAUUUGGUUUGGAAGGGGGAAAAAGCGAAGGAACUAUGUCGGAAUCGUCUUCUUCGUCGUCGUCACCUACGGAAGAGAUCGUUCGAUUAAUCAAACGAUUAAGCGCUUACGUCACUUUUAAGAUGUCUAGCCUCUUCUCUACAUCUAUUCGCAAUCUGGAUUCAAGAUCUGUUGGCGCUAUCGCUGGUCUUGCAAUUGCUGUGAUAUUCACAUGGAGGGCGUUGAGAACAACAGGGGAGCCUCCAAGAAGGCAGCCAAAACGCAGGAUGCAGCCAGCUGAAACCUCUCAGUCUAAUCCAGCUUCGAGCCCACCUGAUGUCUCGGCGUCUCAUGAGGAUAACGGAGUGCAGGAUGUCGUUGAUCACUUCUUUCAGCCUGUCAAACCUACACUGGGGCAGAUAGUUAGGCAGAAGCUUAGUGAAGGCAGGAAGGUAACAUGCCGUCUUCUUGGAGUUAUUCUUGAGGAAUCAAGUCCAGAAGAACUCCAAAAACAAGCAACAGUGAGGUCAUCUGUCCUGGAAGUCCUCCUAGAGAUUACAAAGUAUUCUGAUUUGUAUCUCAUGGAAAGAGUUCUUGACGACGAAAGCGAAGCCAAAGUUCUACAGGCUCUAGAGACUGCAGGCGUUUUCACAUCUGGUGGUUUGGUCAAAGAUAAGGUGCUCUUUUGUAGUACAGAGAUGGGAAGAAGUUCGUUUGUUAGACAACUCGAACCUGACUGGCACAUCGAUACAAACCCAGAAAUCAGCACUCAACUAGCUAGGUUCAUAAAAUAUCAGCUUCACGUCUCUGACGCGAAACCAGAGAGAACGGCUCCCAACGUUUUCUGCUCACAGUCAAUAGAACAGUUCUUUGGAAGUGCUUGAUGCCAAGACAAAGAGGUGGAAGAUGCGCAACAAAACACAGAGACUCACUGUUCUAACAGAAGCAAGCACUAGAUGCAUAAAUUGUCUCGUUAAGCAUCUCUUAGACUGAAGUUAAAAAGAUACUUUCUUUUUGUAUUUUUUUCUGGAAAUUUUAAAGUAAGUUUGAUAAUUUAGAAUACACUGGGAGAGAGUUCCUUGGUGGAAGGGAAGUAUCGAGGUUUGUAAUAUUUGUAUUAGUAACUUAGCAGAAAAGUCUUGAUGAAAUGAAAAGAGCCCGUUGUUCU